UUCGAUAGACAAAAAGCUUGACGAGGCGGCCAUCCCUGGACGGACGAGCAAGAAAUAUUUCGACUCUACUGAAUUCGUAGCAAUUCACAACAAUGACAGCUCCCUCGACAGGGAACGUAGACAAACACAUCGACGAAGCUCAAACGAAAACGGCCGCUGAGCACUUUAAGGUGUUGCUCGAGAACGAGGACACCAUUGACCCCGAGCACAGUGAUCUGACGCCUGAAGAUCUGCCAAGCUGGUACGAUGCCGAAUUAUUUAAGGAAGGCCAAAACUACUACAGAAAAAAUCUACUGUCGAUGAACCUCGUCGGGCUGAUCGGGGUUCUAGCAGUUCUCGCGAUACCCAGCAUAUUAAAAAUAUUGGUCUUUACAAAAAAAAGCAGCACUCCUUGUACAGCCUUCACGAGAUAUUUGGAGACGAUUUUACACAUAAAUGCUCUUUACACGGGUGACAUAAGCGACGGAAAUUCAGAAUGGUGGAAAUCGUUGAAUACCAUUCGCUGGAAACACUCGACCGACAGCCGACGUUCGAGCAAGGCCCUGAUCGGUGGCAUUACACAUCGUGACAUGGCUCUAACGCAGUUCGGUUUUCUCGGGUACGCACUACUCGCCGCAGACAAAUUGUCCCUGACUAACGAACCCGAGGGCCGGGAAGGGCUCAACCAUUUUUGGCGAGUCGUCGGUCAUGUCCUUGGCAUUUCGGACAGAAUGAAUAUUUGUCGGAAGAACGAGAAAGAAACAACGGAACUGUGUAAACUACUUGUGGAAAAUGUUUACGCCAAUGAAAUGCGGAAAAACAAUGCCAAUUUUGAACACAUGAGCUCAGUACUCGUCGAUGGACUGUGGAGCGUCGAUCAAGCUCUGGACUAUCAAGCAAUCGUGUACUUGUGGUACGAACUCUCAGGCGUAACAUAUCCAGGAACCUUAAGCACGUACAGCUGGUUGAACAUGCAGUACCGCAGCUGGGUACUUUACUUCCUGGGGCUCCCAUACAUCGGACAUUUCGUCAGGAACGGUUUCAAUUAUUAUCUUCGUCUAAAUCAGUGGAUAGUAAAAAGAUGUCCGAUCGUAGCCUACUUAAGAUUCGGCAUAUCGAACGCGAGGAUAAAGCUCUAUCCAAAAAUCCCAACACAGAAGAGAAGUGAUUAAUGAUCAUAAGAUAAUAGCGAACGAGAAUUACCUUGAGUUAUACGAAACGAAACACCCGAAAUGGAGAGUCUCCGAAGGUGUUUAUUUUACCGACCGACCAUAAAUCAGAAUUUUUAAGUAACUUUGAUGAGUAAGAAAACGAAAUAAAAUCGACAGCCGAUGAACUUUGGAGUGGCGUCAGAAAAUAGUCCAAAUCGUAUCGUCGAUAAGGAAAAAACCUUUUUUUUAAUACUGGCGCGAUCAAAUAAAUUUGUAUCAUAGGAGCAUGGGGGCCAGAAGAUGGCGCCAGGAAAAAGCGAACCGAAUUGUCAUUUGCAAGCACGAUAUAAACAUAAAAUAGUGAAAAUUCCUAACCUUCGUUUCCUAAGUACUCGCAAAAUUUGACAAAUUCUUUUAAGGUCUUUCCCCCAUGAAAAGCGAUAAUAACAACAAUAACUGGUGCUCCCCGAAUACAAGUUCUUCAAAAUCUUCCUCAUGCAUUCGCGAUAAUUGUCAAUAAUUAUUUUUUAAUCUUCGACCAUGAUGGCGUGCCAUUGGAUGAAACGAUACUCGGGUGUUUAUUGACCCAACAUUGAAUUAUUAAGCAUUUAAGGUGACACCCGCACACACAGGCACACAAAUAAAUACGAAAACGAAAUCUCCACGUACAAAUAUAUACGAAGAGCUCGGAGAAUCGUGGCUACACGAGGGGCACUCGCGUGUGUACUCUACGACCUACGACGAUCGAUAGAAUCCCUUCCCCCUUAAUCUCGCACCCGAAUGAGAACCGCACGUUCGAGUCGAGUGUGUAUAUACAUAGAUAGCGAUAAAUAUGUAUAUAAAGAGGAAGGAAAAGCUUGGGCGUCUCUCGUUACUUCGUGUACGAUAAUAAAAAUCAAAUUUACAACAUUUCGUUCCAUUUGCUCGUGCGAUAUAAAAGCACGAUAUACACAUUUACUCGAAAAAUAACUAGAACAAUAAUACCACGUUAAUGUAUAACAAUAAAUAGAUCGAUAAAAAGUAAUAAAAAUACUUGGACCCACUUAA
Venturia canescens is the source of this 2177-nucleotide messenger RNA. RefSeq lists its product as uncharacterized. The coding region runs from base 93 to 1151 and encodes 352 amino acids. NCBI's taxonomy places the organism in Eukaryota, Metazoa, Arthropoda, Insecta, Hymenoptera, Ichneumonidae. The transcript has 7 exons. The record is from RefSeq and is a predicted model, not a curated record.